Molecule: messenger RNA, 1539 nt
Organism: Vicia villosa (hairy vetch)
Lineage: Eukaryota; Viridiplantae; Streptophyta; Magnoliopsida; Fabales; Fabaceae
Exons: 4
Coding region: 172-1353 (393 amino acids)
Source: RefSeq, a predicted model, not a curated record
GUCAAAGUACCAACUACACUUGCAACUUGCAAACCCUCACCCACUAUCACACUCAUCAAUCAUGCCUUCAUAAAUCCCUUCAACUACUUUCCAAUUUCUAAACUCACUGUCGUUUUCCAAAUACGACACCGUACUUCACACCGAUCAUGAUCUCACCGUCUCCGUCACUAAAUGUCCUUCUCACACCCGCCGCGAACGCUUCCGUCUUACCGCCGACGAUCCCUUUCGUCAACGCACCUCAACGCCGCCGCUAACUCUUCCCCCUCCAUGUCGCCGGAAUCCACCCCGCUCCAUCUCCGGCAUAUCCUCGUUGCUGCGCUGUUUUUCUUCGUCGUUUCUUUAUCCUGCUUACUCCUCUUCAGAGACGCCGGUUACUCUCACUUCGUUACCUCUUAUUCCUUCCCUCGUUUUCUAACCGUUUUUCCCUCGCCUGCAAACAAUUCAGCUCCGGCUAGGAAUGAAUAUCCACUUGAAAAGAUUCUGAAGGAGGCUGCCAUGAAAGACAAAACUGUUAUAUUGACCACAUUAAAUGAAGCAUGGGCAGCACCAAAUUCAGUCAUUGAUCUGUUUCUGGAAAGCUUUAGAAUUGGAGUUCAUACUCGUAGGCUUUUGAAUCAUUUGAUAAUUAUUGCAUUGGACCAAAAAGCAUUUCUACGCUGUCAAGCUAUACACACCUAUUGCUUUUUGCUUGUUAGUGAAGGUGAUGAUUUUCAUGAAGAGGCAUACUUUAUGACUCCUCGCUAUUUGAAGAUGAUGUGGAGAAGGAUUGAUUUCCUGCGUUCAGUUCUUGAGAUGGGAUACAAUUUUGUGUUUACGGAUGCUGAUAUCAUGUGGUUUAGGGAUCCAUUUCCACGGUUUCACCACGACGCAGAUUUCCAGAUAGCAUGUGAUCAUUUCACAGGUGACUUUGACGAUAUAUAUAACAGGCCCAAUGGAGGGUUCAACUUUGUGAAGUCCAAUAAUAGGUCAAUAGAGUUUUACAAAUUCUGGUUCUCCUCACAAGAAACCUAUCCGGGAUACCACGAUCAAGAUGUCCUCAAUUUCAUCAAGGUUGACCCUUUCAUUGAUGAUAUAGAACUGAAGAUGAAAUUCUUGGAUACAGCUUAUUUUGGUGGGCUCUGUGAACCAAGUAAAGAUUUAAAUCAAGUUUGUACCAUGCAUGCAAACUGUUGUUAUGGUAUGGAUAGUAAGGUUCACGAUCUGAGAAUUAUGCUUCAGGAUUGGAGACAUUAUUUGACUUUGCCUCCAAGUUUAAAGAGGUUGUCAGUUAUAUCCUGGAGGGUUCCUCAGAAAUGCAGCCUUGAUUCCCUUGAGCCCAAUGGUUCAACAGAGAAGAGUGCUGAAGAAGAUUAAAGUUCUCGUUGCACAUGUUAUUUUCCUAUAUGUCGAUUGGAUAUUCAGCUGAAGUGCGCAAAAGGAAUUUUUUUUUUUAAUUCAGGUUAGCUUUAUUAAUGUAAACGAUAAGAAUUGGACUAUAAUGCUAUUAAUGUAUAGUCAGAUCUAGCCAGUAUAAUUUGAAAAGAAAAAUCAAUUUUGCAA